Molecule: messenger RNA, 180 nt
Organism: Penicillium riverlandense
Lineage: Eukaryota; Fungi; Ascomycota; Eurotiomycetes; Eurotiales; Aspergillaceae
Exons: 1
Coding region: 1-180 (59 amino acids)
Source: RefSeq, a predicted model, not a curated record
AUGGCAGUGGAGUUCAACGAGGGUAGCUCCAAUAUCACCUGGGGCAUUCUCGGUGGUCUCUUGGUGCAAAUCAUGUUCUUUGGCUUCAUGAUUACGUCCAUGGUUUUUGAGACGCGCAUCCGCCGGAACCGUCGCGUGCUUCGGACGACCUGGCCCACGUCUGGCACCAACACAUGGUAG